Saxophila tyrrhenica is the source of this 2562-nucleotide messenger RNA. RefSeq lists its product as uncharacterized. Lineage: Eukaryota; Fungi; Ascomycota; Dothideomycetes; Mycosphaerellales; Extremaceae. The transcript is spliced from 4 exons. The record is from RefSeq and is a predicted model, not a curated record. Bases 1 to 2562 code for a protein of 853 amino acids.
AUGGGCUGGGCUACUGGCAAAGUCUACAAGAUCGAGUGCGGCGUCAACCAGCUUGGCAACGACCUAUCAAGUGCCCCUGAGCCGGACCUCGAAAGCUGUGUGGAGUCUUGCGGUGCUGUGCCAGGAUGCACCGCCAUCUCCUGGCAACAUGGAACCAGAUUGUGCUUCUACAAGUCAACGGUCGACCAGCCUGUGGCCGAUCUGACCUACGACUCUGCGGCAUCAGCAGAUCUCUCUUGCCCGAACGCUGAUGGCGUAUCCUUCAUUGAUGCCACUGGAUACAUGUACCAAGUACAGUGCAACACUUUCUUCCCGUCCAGCAACAACAUCACCAGCAGCGACGGAGGUCAGGAUCUUGCGGACUGUGCUAUGCAGUGUUCGACCAUGAGCGACUGCACGGGAGCUACUUACAUGGACAGCAGCUGUACGUUCUUCAGUGAUCCUGGUUCGAACGAUGGUACUUCUCAACCGGGCAUCACGAGCUUAGUUCUCCUUUCGAAACGGUUGGUCUUGAGUGGACUGGCAGAAGGCUCUACGGACAGGGCGACUAGCACGCCUGCGGUUGUGCCGAGCUAUUCGAUGUCAAGAAGGGAGCUGUCGAUCAUUACGAACUCGAUGCCGACGACAACGCUGCCUGGCUUGAGCUCCACGUCUGUGUCGGUCACAUUGCCGACGAGAGGACCGACUAUCAGCGCCGACUCGUUGUCAACAUCUUUACCAAGCGGUUCGAUACCGACCGUUUCCCUCAGCUCUCUAACACUCUCAAGUUCCAGCUUGAGCAUUGGCAAUUCGGUCACUGUUCUGUCUACUUCGGUCUCCCUGCCAUCAGUAAGUCUCGACACGGAUACCGGAGUCUCAGUCAGCCUGCCGUCAGUUACCACUUCUGGACCGUCCGCGUCGGUCACAUUACCGUCUGCCUCUGGAAGUUUGAACACCGACCUGAGCUUAAGUCUGCCAACGACAUCAGCGUCAGCGUCAGUCCCAAGUGUCAACACUGGCCUCACCGCCACUACACCAUCAGUAUCCGGUAGUGAGCCCUCGAUCUCGGUGUCUUUGCCUUCGACGAGCGUGGACACUGCACUGUCGUCACCAUCUGGAAGCACGCUUCUUCCAUUCCCGAGUUCGCUAUCUGGCUUACCGUCUAUGGGCAUUGAUCCAAACGCUUCUCCGACCCCGGGAGCGAGUCUCAGCUCAUCGUCUGUCUCGCGCCCGACUGGUAUCCCACUGAGCCUUGCCUCUACAGUAACAAUCCUUUCGUCUGCGACCGUUCCCACAUCUGCCGCUCCGACGCAAACCACGCCGGCUUAUUCAUGCGCGGAUAACGACGGCGAAGUCAUCAACGAGAACGGCUAUGAGUACGUUCUCAGCUGUAGCAACGACACCACUGGCAACUUCUACAGCUCCCGAUUUGCUGCAAACAACUUCAACGACUGCUUCCUACAUUGCGACCAGAGCAGCACAAGCGACGGAGCUCAGUACUGCACUGCCUUUACCUACGUGGGCAUGCUUGAUGGGAAAGGGCCUGGAAUGUGCUACCUCAAGAACAGUGUCGGCGAGAGCACUAUGCCCGGUCCAUCACAUUACGUGGCUGCAGUCCGGCUGUCCAACUAUGCUGGCCGGGCCGUAGUUGGAGCUCAAUCCAACUCGUAUCCAUCAACUGCUCUUCCUACGAACCCAGCGACUAUUCCCGCAGCUUCGACAACGGGACCAUUGCCGACCAGUGCCUCCAGCCUUGCGGACGUCAGCAAUGCUGGCUCCAUGCUAAGUGACUCUAAUUCGGCCUCCCUGCCGGCCAUGACUGGCAGCCCGCCUAUCACUACGCCAUCUAUUUCAGCAUCAGUGCCUACUGGAUUUGCAGCCAUCAGUGCCACAGCUUCCAUCGACUCUCUCACCACCAGCGGGGUGUCUUCAGCUGUGGCCGGCGUCACAGGUACCACAAUAAGCAGCCCUGCCGCAAUCUCUUGCGCCAACGGUGGCAACAUCCUGAACGGCUGCAUCAUUGCUACCGUGACCGAUGGCGUCGGCGCAGGAGUCAGCGGUGGCAUUGGUCUCAACGGCCCAUCCAGCAGUACUAUCCUCGACGUGCAAAUCUCAGCCGCUGCCAGCGUCUCACUAUCUCUGGAUGCCAGUCUCGGUAUCGGCGUCAGCAUAGGGUCCAGUGGCAUCGGCAUCGGCGUCUCAGGCACACUUGGAGCAGGUGUGGGAGCGACCGUGGGCGCUGGAUUGAGCGGUGCGCUGGGCGGCUUAGGAGGGUUAGGAGGCGCAUCCACGCCAGCGUCAGCCCUGUCGUCGCCGACGCCGACGGCGCCGAGUGUUUCGACGACUACGAUACAGAGCAUCACGACGGUGACAUCCUGCUCCACCGGCCUUGGAGGUCUAGUGACCUGUCCCGGCGGCGUCACAAUCUCCAGUGUCCGGAGCAUCAGCAUCACUGUACUGACAUCUUCAUGCUCCACGGAGCUUGGUGGUAGCGGUGACCACCACAGUGACCUUGUCAAGCCUGUCGACAAGUAUGCGAUCUUCUACGUCGGCUUCAUCAUCGUCUUCUACGAGGACGAGUAG